Messenger RNA from Heterotrigona itama, 1901 nucleotides. NCBI's taxonomy places the organism in Eukaryota, Metazoa, Arthropoda, Insecta, Hymenoptera, Apidae. The record is from the annotation of a GenBank genome assembly.
AUGAGGCAGAGCUUAGUAGUAAAUUACUGUUAAAGAAUUUUCGUUGUAGAUGUCAUGAUUAUCUUUUUUACGAGAGUUUCGCUCAAAUGGAUACGCCGCUUAAAGUGCGCUUCUGCUUUAUCUUCGAAACGAGGUGUGGUUAAUUGAUACGGAUGAAUACUACAUUUGUAUUAUAGUGAAGAUAUAUUUCUUUUUGAUAAAAGACCGGUCGAAACGAAAAGGGCACGAUGCUUGGUCGUCUUCCUGCUUGUGUAAUUGACGUGGGUACAGGGUAUGUAAUAAAAUAAAAAAUUAAUCUCGACUAUAAUAAAUAAGCCGAAGCGUGAUCUAAUGACACAUGUCAUUCGGUAUAUUAGAAUGUAUUUCGAUAAUGUAACUUUAUCAACUACUUUUUCUUUCAUUUUAUUUGUUGCUAUUUAGCUGUUACACGCAUAACUGUUGAUUUUUAAUAAAUUAGUAAUAAAUUUGUAUUAGCGCAACUACCAAAAUUUGAGUUUAAUAUAUAUACAAUAUAUAAUAUAAUAUAUAUAUAUUCUUGUUGCUUAUUUGUUCUGUCAAAAGAGAAAGUACUUAUUAUUAUUUACGACUUUACAGAUAUACAAAGUUAGGUUUUGCGGGUAAUAAAGAACCACAGCUUAUAAUUCCGUCUGCAAUUGCCAUUAAAGAAACUGCAAAGGUUGGAGAUAAUAAUGCUAGAAGAAUUACUAAAGGAGUCGAAGAUUUGGAUGCUUACAUUGGAGAUGAAGCUUUUGAAGCUACGGGUUAUUCUGUAAAAUAUCCAGUCAGACAUGGAUUAGUGGAAGAUUGGGAUUUAAUGGAGAAAUUCUUGCAACAAUGUAUUUUCAAAUAUCUGAGGGCAGAACCUGAAGAUCAUUAUUUUUUACUCACGGAACCGCCAUUAAAUACCCCUGAGAAUCGCGAAUACACUGCUGAGAUAAUGUUUGAAUCGUUUAACGUGCCAGGUCUCUAUAUUGCUGUUCAGGCGGUAUUAGCAUUAGCUGCCUCUUGGACAGCUAAAACAAUAGAAGAUAGAACAUUAACAGGUGUUGUUGUUGACAGUGGAGAUGGAGUGACCCAUGUAAUACCAGUGGCAGAAGGUUUUGUUAUAGGAAGUUGUAUAAAACAUAUUCCUAUUGCCGGUCGCGAUAUCACAUAUUUCAUUCAAAGUUUAUUACGAGAACGUGAAAUUGGAAUACCACCUGAACAAUCAUUAGAGACAGCUAAAGCAAUAAAAGAAAAAUAUUGUUACAUAUGUCCCGACAUUUCGAAAGAAUUUGCUAAAUAUGACAGUGAUCCAACUAAAAUCAAAAAAUACGAAGGUGUCAAUAGCAUUACAAAACAACCAUUCAUGGUAGAUGUUGGAUACGAAAGGUUUCUUGGGCCAGAGAUAUUCUUUCAUCCUGAAUUCUCUAAUCCAGAUUUCACGACACCAUUAAGUGAAAUCGUAGACGAUGUAAUUCAAAAUUGUCCAAUAGAUGUUAGGAGACCGUUAUAUAGCAACAUUGUAUUAUCAGGUGGUUCUACAAUGUUCAAAGAUUUUGGUAGACGAUUGCAACGUGACAUAAAACGAAUUGUCGAUGCACGUCUCAAACUUAGCGAAACAUUAAGUGGUAGUCUUAUUACGCCAAAACCUAUAGAUGUUCAUGUUAUAUCGCAUCACAAACAACGUUGGGCAGUAUGGUAUGGGGGUGCUUUAUUAGCUAGCGAUCCAGAAUUUUAUACAGUUUGUCAUACCAAAAAGGCUUAUCAGGAAUAUGGUCCUGGCAUUUGUCGUUACAAUCCCGUAUUCCAUAGUAUGGUAUAAAGUAAAUAAGAAUACAAAUGGUAUUAAAAAAAUUACAUUAUUACAGACCAAUGGUCUCUUGAUACUACGCUCUAUUAACAAUUUGUUCAAUCUCUAA